UUGAGGCGCGGAGCCACCGCCCGGUCUGGGAUCGCAGCACCUUACCAGAAGCCGCCCCCGCAGCAAGCGAGCGAGCGCCGAGGCGUCGGGAAAAUGGCAGACAAUUUUUCACUUAAUGAUGCUUUAUCUGGGUCUGGAAACCCAAACCCUCAAGGAUGGCCUGGUCAAUGGGGAAACCAGCCUGCUGGAGCAGGGGGCUACCCAGGGGCCUCCUAUCCUGGUGCCUACCCUGGACAGGCCCCUCCUGGCAGUUAUCCUGGACAGGCCCCUCCUGGCGGCUACCCUGGACAGGCCCCUCCUGGCAGCUACCCUGGACAGGCCCCUCCUGGCGGCUAUCCUGGACAGGCACCUCCAGGAGCCUAUCCUGGACAGGCUCCUCCUGGCGGCUAUCCUGGACAGGCACCUCCAGGAGCCUACCCUGGCCCAACAGCUCCUGCUUAUCCUGGACCACCUGCACCAGGAGCCCACCCUGGGCAACCGAGUGGGCCUGGGGCCUACCCGCCUCCUGGACAGCCAAGUGCUCCUGGAGCCCAGCCCGCUGCUGGUGCCUUUGGCAUCCCUGCUGGACCACUGACUGUGCCUUAUGACCUGCCCUUGCCUGGAGGAGUCAUGCCUCGCAUGCUGAUAACAAUUCUGGGCACAACAAAGCCCAAUGCAAACAGAUUUGCUUUAGAUUUCAAGAGAGGGAAUGAUGUUGCUUUCCACUUUAACCCACGCUUCAAUGAGGACAACAAGAGAGUCAUUGUUUGCAAUACACAGCAGGAUAACAUCUGGGGAAAGGAAGAAAGACAGGCGACUUUCCCAUUCGAAAGUGGUAAACCAUUCAAAAUACAAGUGCUGGUUGAAUCUGACCACUUCAAGGUUGCGGUCAAUGAUGCUCACUUGUUGCAGUACAAUCAUCGGAUGAAAAAUCUCCAGGAAAUCAGCAAACUGGGAAUUUCUGGUGACAUAGAGCUCACCAGUGCUUCACAUGUUAUGAUAUAAUCUUAAAGGGGAAGAUUUAAAAAAAAAAAUGAAAUUGAAUAUAAACCCUUACACAUUGAAACUUCAUGUUUCCUGAUUGAAAAAUUUCACUUUUAUUCAUCACUGUCCUUGUAAAUCUUUGAUUUAAUAAACAUUCUGAGUUCCCUGUC
Neogale vison (American mink) is the source of this 1133-nucleotide messenger RNA. RefSeq names its product galectin 3 (gene LGALS3). Bases 94 to 984 code for a protein of 296 amino acids. Gene Ontology annotation, molecular function: IgE binding; carbohydrate binding; laminin binding. The transcript is spliced from 6 exons. Gene Ontology annotation, cellular component: nucleus; immunological synapse. Gene Ontology annotation, biological process: positive regulation of calcium ion import; negative regulation of extrinsic apoptotic signaling pathway; macrophage chemotaxis. The record is from RefSeq and is a predicted model, not a curated record. Lineage: Eukaryota; Metazoa; Chordata; Mammalia; Carnivora; Mustelidae.